CUUUUCUCUUGCCUUUCCACUCUCUCUCUCUCUCUCCUUCUCAUCCAUGGUUUCUCUCUCCGUCUCUUUAAAAAAGCUCUCUAUCUUCUUCUUCUCUCUUUCUCCAAUGGAAUAAGCGGAUAACUCCUUUGUAUACUUUCCGACUCCAAUCUGUCAAUAAUUUCUUCCUUCUUCCGUUCCCUUUUGUUCCUCUCUUUAAUCUGUCUCUCUCCGUCUUCCUCCUCCGAUUGAUGACAAGGAAGCCUCACUGGAAGACCGAUACCAACAUCGGAAGGGUCAGGAGGGUAGAGCUCCGACGAGCCAAAGGAGCAGUUACUUGAUCGGCGAUCCGUUUCAGCCUCUCUCGGAUCCCUUUAGUUUUUCUUUUGGUUCAGAGAUCUUCUAUUAUCUCUAUUAUCUUCUUCAUUUUUCGGUCGUCUAAAAAAGAAAGAGAAGCCAAGGAUAAGGCUGUCUUCCCUGACUAUCACAUGGAUGUCCUAGUGGGUCCUACCUUCACCAUCGACGUUUCGCCUCCUCAGUCGGCGGCAGCGGCAGCCGGUUACUCCCUCUCCCAGGCGGAGACCCAGCGGUUAUUUCUGAAGCAUAGGGUUGUGGAGGGGGAAGAAGAAGAGGAUGGAUUAGUGCCUUCGAUCUCGAUCUCCAACCGCAGUCGAUUGGGUCUCUCGAUGGCUGGAUCUGGGAAAUCCCUAGACGAUUCAUCCGAUGGCUCGUCUUCCGUCGGCGCUCCCGACGACAGCGACGAGGAAGAAGAUGGAGAGAGCAAUAGCAGCAGCGGCGCCUCCUCUUCUAUGAAGAAAGGUCUCGGCUCGCUCGGCUCCAUGGAUGCUCUAGAGGACUCUCUGCCCUCAAAGAGGGGGUUGUCGAAUUACUUCACCGGGAAAUCGAAAUCGUUCGCGAGCUUGUCAGAUGCGUGUCUGGCGGUGAGCAAAGCGAAAGAUCUGGAGAAGCCGGAGCACCCGUUCAACAAGCGGCGGAGAAUUCUCAUGGCGAACAAGUGGUCGAGGAGAUCGUCGUUCUACAGCUGGCAUAACCCUAAAUCCAUGCCGCUGCUCACCUUGAAUGAAGACGAUGAUGAAAGCGGGGACCACAAUCGCCGCCGCCAGAACGAAGACGAUGAGGACCGCCGUGAAAGCCGGUCGUCAUCCUCGUCGGAUAAGGAUGAGGACGAGGACGAAGAAGACGGGAAGCGAGCGCAGAGGAAGCUCCUGCAGGAGAGGAAAUUCAACAACAGCUUCAAGUCCCAUAGCUGCUUCUCCCUUACAGAUCUGCAGGAGCAGCAACGGCAGCGAGAACUCAAUCUGCCUCCCCGGCGUUGAAGAUUGGCCUUUUUUUUUGUUUUGCUGAAAUUUCAUUUUCAUUAAUUGGUAAUUAGUAACUAUCCUUUUGAAAAUGUGAAGAAAAACAGAAAAUGAUGAUGAGCUCUGCUGGGUAUUGUUAUUAAUAAAAAAAAAAAAUCGUUCCUUUGUUUUUUCUUUUUUCCUCAAAUUUACUUCGCCAAUUUUGUACAGAUAAAUGCAAAAUAUGUUUCUGGAUAAAUAUUAUCUAUGUGUUUGUGUUUUUUUUUUUGUGCUAUUGAUAUUUUUAUUUUGGGGGUUGGUAGGGGUUAGAGAGGUAGAAGGGAAAUAGGAUAGGCCAAGUAGGCUUAUCUUUAUCCAUAAUAAUUUAUUGUCAUUAUGCAAAAAAUUUGUUUUAUUUUUAUUUUUUCCGCC
Messenger RNA from Linum tenue, 1709 nucleotides. The record is from the annotation of a GenBank genome assembly. NCBI's taxonomy places the organism in Eukaryota, Viridiplantae, Streptophyta, Magnoliopsida, Malpighiales, Linaceae.